AUGCAAUCGCUGCUGCAGUAUCGACGCGCUGGAGCUGCAGCGCAAGUGCAGAUUGAUCGAGAUGUUGGUAAAGUCAGAGAGCAUAUGCCACCUGAUAUCACCCGUGACUUGGAAGCAGCAAAGCCACCUGUAAGGCGACAUCCUCGCAAGAAAGAUGAUCACGGCCUGGGACGUGCUUUGUCGCGUGUCAUUGAAGAACACUUUGCCAACGAGGAAGGUAACGAGGAGCCAGUACCAAUACAACCAAGUGUUACAGCUGAUACCAUUCGACGAUGUAAGUCUGAAGGCGUUGCACUUGGCCAAGUCUUGUCGGGCGUCGAAGUUCAACCUCAUAAGAACGCCAAAGGAGAGGACAGCAGAGUUUUCGUGGUCAAAUGGGAAGGCCCUGAUGAUCCUUUGGACCCUCACAACUGGUCGAAUGGAAGACGCAUUGGAGUCACCUUGCAAAUAUCCGCCAUUGCCCUAUUUGUAGGAGCGGCAUCGGGAAUUGACGCCACGGUUCUCCCCCAGGCCUCAGAGUCACUUGGUGUCAGUGAAGUUACCGAGUCGCUAGCUACAGGUCUUUAUCUAGUCGGGAUGGGUCUUGGGUCGUUAAUAGCAGGCCCGUUUUCCGAAACCUUUGGCAGAAAUGCAGUCUAUAUCGUCUCCAUGGCCAUUUUCAUGGUUUGGAUCAUGGCAUCUGCUCUCGCCCCCAAUUUUGGAGCUCAGAUAGUCUUCCGUUUUCUAGCUGGUUGCUCAGCUUCGACACCGCUCGUGUGUUCUGGGGGUUCCAUCGCCGAUAUGUUCAACAGCCUCGAGAAGACCUGGAGCUUUCCACUUUAUGCAGUUGCUGGCUUCGGUGGACCGAUGAUAGGCGCUGUCAUGGGUGCCUAUAUCGGCCCGUCGAAUGCCGUCAGUUGGCGAUGGACUGAGUGGACCAUGCUUAUCGCAUCUGGUCUUGUUCUCGUACUGGUCCUGUUUCUCAUGCCUGAGACGUACGGGCCUCUGCUGUUACAGUGGAAGGCCAAACAUUACCGACGAAUCACUGGUGAUGAACGGUUCAAGUGUGAGCACGAGAUUGCAGAUGCUAGCCUGUUCAGCCGACUCAAAGUCAGCAUGACAAGACCCUUCCUCAUGUUGACGGAACCUAUCAUUAUCGCCAUGACUCUGUAUCUCAGCGUUCUGUACAUUGUUCUGUUCACGUUUCUGGUGGGCUGGCCAUAUAUCUUUGAACAAACCUAUGGUAUCAGCCAAGGUCUAUCAAACAUCAUCUUCAUCGCCAUGUUUCUCGGCACCCAGAUAAACUUUCUCUUUGUUCCCAUCGUGUACCGUAAGACGCUACGAGCUACUGAGAAAGGAGGACACUUCAAGCCCGAGAUACGCCUCUGGUAUGGAAUGCUUGGUGCCUCUCCAGCUAUCCCCAUCUCAUUAUUCUGGCUUGGGUGGACAAACUACGCGAACAUAAGUAUCUGGUCAGCUAUUUUUGCCGUUGUCUUCUUCGGAUACGGUGUCACAGGAAUCUUCAUCUGUACAUACAUGUACAUCAUCGAUUCGUAUGAGAUAUACUCAGCCUCAGCACUCACCUUCGUGGCACUGACGAGGUACAUCGUCGCUGGAGGAAUGACUGUGGUUGGUAUCCCGUUUUAUGAAAACAUGGGCACACACUAUACCCUCACAAUAAUGGCUUGUCUGGCUGUGGUGUUGGCAACUAUUCCCUACGUGCUGUACUUCUACGGACAUAAUAUUCGGGCAAAGAGUAAAUAUGCAUUCACGCAUUAG
Molecule: messenger RNA, 1758 nt
Organism: Fusarium venenatum
Lineage: Eukaryota; Fungi; Ascomycota; Sordariomycetes; Hypocreales; Nectriaceae
Product: major facilitator superfamily domain-containing protein
Biological process (GO): transmembrane transport
Cellular component (GO): plasma membrane
Molecular function (GO): transmembrane transporter activity
Source: RefSeq, a predicted model, not a curated record